AUGAAGCUCAGCCUGACACUUGCAGGCCUGGUUGGCCUUGCCGUUGCUUCUCCUUUCACGGAGCAUGAUACGUCCAAUGGUCUACUGCCCCGAGGCGGGAAGUGCAACUGGCAUGACAAGCACUGCUGCGCCUACCCAGACAGGUACAAGACAGCUCCAUACGAACCCGAACACAAGAAUUACUACGGUUAUGGUCGUACAAUCUACGUCAAGCCAAACAGCAAGUUCAAGAUCCAAGAUGCCAUCAAGAAGGCUUCUCCUGGUGAUCGCAUCGUGGUCGCGGCCGGCACGUACAACGAGCAGCUGGUCAUCAACAAGGAUGGCAUUCACCUCGAGGGCCAUGGUGCCAUUCUUGCGCCUACGACAUACAAGAAGAACGCCUGUACAGGUCUGGUUCAAGACCCCCAGAAGAAAGACCUGGAUGCGGGUAUUUGUAUCACGGGACACAAAGUCAAGACCACUGAGUUUAUUACCGAGCACAAGAAGGUCAUUUCCGUCGAGAGAUUCGUGAAGGGGGUGUCUGUCAGUGGAUUCACUUUCCAGGGCUCUACUGGUAUCAACAUCGCCAUCCAGGGCGCGAAGAACACUCGUAUCAGUGGGAAUACUCUUAUCGAUGCUGGAGCCUACGGAGCUCUUACCAUCGGCUCUGUCAAUACCGUCUUCUAUGACAACAAAGUCACGACAACCAAGGGAGGCUUCAUUGGUAUUUGUCAGGACAACAAAUCCGAUGUGUUUACUAUCAAGAAUGAUGUCUCUGCUCACAUCAUCGGCAUCUGUGUCCAGACCAAUAGUGCGGUGGUAGAGCGAAACACACUCUACAGCAACUGCAUCGGCAUCUUUGUCGACCCUGGUGUGAAGGGUGCCAAGAUUUCUCACAACACCAUUGGACCCUCGCCAUCUGCAUGCGGAAACACUGGAGCUGGCAUCAUUAUCGGCAGCGGAAUCGGAACUCUGGUCAGCGAUAACACUAUCACGGGACAGCGUGCGGCUGAUAAGUCAGGAGCGGGCAUUCGAAUCUACGAUGACAAGUGUGUUGCUACCCCCGAGAUGCCCAUCUCGCUGGCUUGCAUUACUCUUGGACGUGCAGUAAAGGCUAGAGACAACAUUGUCAUCCGGAACAAGCUGAGUGAUAACGACAACGACAUUAGCAAUUUGAGCGAAGGCACUGGAAAUGUCAUCAAGUGCAAUACUUGCACGAAUGAAGCGAACAUCAAGGCUGGACAAUGCAAGAAGCCCUAG
Fusarium sp. VM40 is the source of this 1239-nucleotide messenger RNA. NCBI's taxonomy places the organism in Eukaryota, Fungi, Ascomycota, Sordariomycetes, Hypocreales, Nectriaceae. The record is from the annotation of a GenBank genome assembly.